AUGUCCAGCCUAACGUUCCAGCACGAGGCCCAAUUGCCCCAGCUUCCGGUCCCUGCUCUGCUGGAUACCGUGGACCAGGCGCUCAAGGCGCUGAAACCGCUCGUUUCGGCAGACGAGUACCGCCAUCUUGAGGAAAAGUCGUUCGAGCUGCUCAACUCAGACAUCGUUCAGCUCCUCCAGCAGCACUUGCUCGAAAGCUCCAAGCUCAACCACAAUUAUUUGGAAUCUGAGGGAAUUUCUCCCACCACGGCAAACGUGUACGGCGACCUCAGAGGCCACACGCUGCCAAGGAACCCCUUCUUCAUUUUUGAGGACGAUCCCCUCAAAUCAAUGCCCCCCACACAAGCUUUUCGGGCUUCGAUCUUGGUCACCUCCGCGUUGCGCUUCAUUGUGGCCCUGCGCCAGGACCUGCUCGCGCCAGACACAGCCCCAAAAAGCAAACAGCCGCUUUCCAUGAGCUCCUACCAUAAUUUGUUCGGAACCACCAUCGUGCCCUUCAACAACGGUGUCACUAUAAAAAGAUGUACCGACUACCAGAAAAGCAGGCACAUCGUUGUGAUGGCCAGAUCGCAGUUCUACGUGCUUGAGGUGCUUUCCGAAGACCACCAAAUCUGGUUCUCCAAGCACGAGCUCAAAGAAAUCCUGCUUGAGAUCAUGGAGGACUCGAAAAAGGAAGACCAAGCAGACGUCUCGCGGCGCGCAAUUGGCUCGUUCACUACCGAGCUCAAAUCCACCUGGAAGCAUGCCCGCUCCUGUCUGGAACGCUCGAACCAGGACGUUUUGGAUGUGCUCGAUAACGCGCUCUUUGUGGUGUCUCUGGACCACGAGGCCCCAACCAACGACCUGCAGAAAGUGCAGUACGUUUCGCAUGGAACAUCAAGAAUCGACUCCAACGGGAUCCAGGUUGGCACCUGUACUAAUCGCUAUUACGACAAGCUGAAUUUGGUCAUCACAGAAAACUCUGUCGCGGCCUGUGUGUAUCCUGCUGCUUGCAUGGAUGGAACCACCGUGCUGCGGUUUGUGAGCGAUAUUUACACAGACUCGGUUUUGCGGCUAGCCAGGAAGAUCAACGGUACAAACUACACGCUUUGGAAGAACGUCAACACCGUUCCGAUUAACAGCCAGCUGGAUAAGCCAACUUUCCAGAAGCUCGAGUUUGAGCUCACUCCUGAGCUUCGGUCAGGUCUCCACCUUGCAGAAACCCGUUUGGCAGACAUCAUCCACCAGCACGAGUACGUCUCCAGAACAGUGACAACUCUUGGAAACAGUGUCUUUGCCAACAAACUUAACCUCCCUGGAGACUCGAUCGUUCAGCUGGCUAUUCAGAUUACGUACUAUGCCCUUUACGGAAAAUCUGCGCCAACACUCGAGCCCGUCAGCACUCGCAAAUUCAGAGACGCUCGAACAGAGCCAAUAUGCAUACAAAGCGAGGCUGUGCUUGCUCUUUGCCAGGCGUUCAUCUCGCAGACAUCAGGCUCCCAAAAAUGGAACUUGCUUCUCGAUGCCGUUCACGAGCACUCGCAGAAAAUUCGCAACGCCUCUAGGGGUCAGGGAUUCGAGCGGCAUCUCAGCGCCCUGAGAUCGGCGUUCAUUCAGCUUGAUCUUCUUCAGAAGCUGCAUCCAAACGUUCCUAAAUGCCAGACGCGUCAGGUGCCGCCGUUCUUGUUUGAGCCUGCUCUGGACAAUUUGUACAAGCCAGAGCUGCUUGUCGCUAAUUGCGGAAACCCUGCGCUGCACCUGUUUGGAGUCACCCCUGCCAUCCCCACCGGUUUUGGAAUUGGCUACAUCAUCAAGGAUGACAUGAUCUCGAUUGUGGCUUCGUCGCAAUGGAGACAGACCGACAGGUUUUUGGAAACGUUGGAAAGUGUCUUUGACGAAAUCAAGUCUCUAUGGAAAGAGGAGGGAAGCGUUUCUGACAAAUCCACGGAGCGCAGCAGGGCCAGAGAGUUGGAGUCGUACGCCGGUGCGAUACCUAAAUCGAUGCUUACCAGUAACUACACGUUGAAAAGCUCCAACAUUUUGGGUGGUUACGAUUAUUUUGACGUGAACGAGCUGGCAGCAAGGUCUGGGAACAGCACGGCCAUGCACAGCAGCAUGAGCACACGGUCCAACAGCGCGAUGAACAUCGAUACAACGCGCGAUCAGGGCGUGGGAAAGCGCAUUCGCGUGAACGAGGACUAG
Ogataea angusta is the source of this 2181-nucleotide messenger RNA. RefSeq lists its product as uncharacterized. The record is from RefSeq and is a predicted model, not a curated record. The coding region runs from base 1 to 2181 and encodes 726 amino acids. Gene Ontology annotation, cellular component: cytosol. Gene Ontology annotation, biological process: carnitine metabolic process. Gene Ontology annotation, molecular function: carnitine O-acetyltransferase activity. The transcript has a single exon. Lineage: Eukaryota; Fungi; Ascomycota; Pichiomycetes; Pichiales; Pichiaceae.